Macrobrachium nipponense is the source of this 9220-nucleotide messenger RNA. RefSeq names its product serine/arginine repetitive matrix protein 2-like (gene fid). Gene Ontology annotation, cellular component: cytoplasm; nucleus. Lineage: Eukaryota; Metazoa; Arthropoda; Malacostraca; Decapoda; Palaemonidae. The record is from RefSeq and is a predicted model, not a curated record. Bases 585 to 5936 code for a protein of 1783 amino acids. Gene Ontology annotation, biological process: tRNA wobble uridine modification; tRNA methylation. Gene Ontology annotation, molecular function: S-adenosylmethionine-dependent methyltransferase activity; tRNA (5-carboxymethyluridine(34)-5-O)-methyltransferase activity; tRNA binding. The transcript has 10 exons.
GGUCCGGGAGUCAAGUGAGUCGCGUAUAAGCUCUCAGGCCCCAAGCUGAAAUGGGCGAUUUACACGGCUAGUAACGUUUCUUAGUUAAGUAUCAGGCAGUGUUUGACGUCGGUCAGUGUAGUGAGUGAUCAGUGGGGAGGCCCUUGCUUGAGAGUGGCGCUAGGAUUCUCCUUUUACAGCAUGGCACAGCCAUGGGGACAAGGUGUAAUGUCGUGAGGAAGCGGUGCCCAGCAAUGGCUAACUGUGCCCGUGGCUACCCGGCACCUUCCUGCCCAACCAGCAGCACAUUUGCGCCGACGUCACAUCCCCUACACGCACACCACGCUAAUGCCGGAUGAGGGCGGUGGGCUUGAUAGCGGGCGGCAGUAAGGGGGCUGCUGCUGCUGCUGCAGGAGUAGGAGAAGGAGGAGGAGGAGGAGGAGGAGGCGGGGGAGGAGGAGGAGGAAGAAGAAGAAGAAGAAGAAGACGAGGAGGAGAAAGUGCCGCGGGUUGGAUCGCAGAAGUAGUAGUCCGAGUAGUAGAAGUAGCAGCGAGGAGGAGGCGGAAACGCGGGCGUGUGGGCUGCUGGCGGCGGGCGUGUCAGGAUGAGCCCCGAGGAGAGUCGAAAGGAGCGGGAGGCAAGGUCACUGGCCCUGGAGAGAGCCUACGUCCACGACGUCUACGAUCAAAUCUCUGCCCACUUCUCCAGCGGCCGCUACAGGGCAUGGCCCCGCGUCAGGCAGUUCCUCACCGACCUCGAACCCGGCUCGUUCGUGGCCGACGUUGGUUGCGGCAAUGGGAAAUAUUUGCACAUCAAUCAUCAGGUGGUCAAAGUGGGAGUCGACAGGUGUUUCAAUCUCACAGCAGCUGCAAGGGAACGUGAUCAUGAAGUCAUGGUCAGCGACAACCUGGCGCUGCCGUUCCGAGACGAGACCUUCGAUGCCGCCCUUAGCAUCGCUGUCAUCCACCACUUCGCCACCACCGAGCGGCGCGUGAGAGCCCUGAGGGAGCUAGCGAGAAUCCUCAGAAUCGGGGGCCGCCUUAUGAUCAGCGUGUGGGCCAUGGAACAGAGGCACAGAAAGUUUGAGUCGCAAGAUGUGUUGGUACCAUGGCAUCGUCCCGAGCAGUCUUCCAGUGAUGACAAGACGUCGAGCGUCGAGCGAGACUUGAACUCCACUACCACGGAUGAUGAUGAUGUCCUGCACUAUCAUGCUCACAAUCACAGUGAUAGUGAUUCUUGCCCUUCCAACAGGUAUGGGAGUCGCAGGAACGGCCGCCGGCGCACGAGAUCUCGUGCCAUAGACCCGGCAGGGGCAGCGUCCUCUUCACAGAGUUCCUCAGACCUGAGUAGCCCCAAUGAAUCUUGUUACAGCUUUGUACGUCGGGCACUACAGGUAGCCACCGACACUAGCAACCAGAAGCUAACAAGCAGCCGGCGUGGGUCUUCAUCCUCUGGCAGAUCGUGGUUUAUGCACGGUGGAAGUUUUUCAGGCCUGAGAGGAGACAGUUGCUCCAUGAGCAUGGAGGUAGGGGGGACGUCAGAGCCUCGACCCUCUCUCAGCGAUGACCCUCGGCCCUCCGUCAGCAACGACGGGUCUCUCGACUCUCAGGAGAACCUAGAUGACGUGCCAAUCGAGCUGCGACACCUGGAACCUGAUGAUCCCUCGUUACUGGAUAUCCCUCCAUCGCCAGCGCCGUUCCUCACUGCUUCCACUAUGGCAGUUAUUGGUGAUCCUGACGCCAAAACGAAGUCUAAAAGCUUGACAGAUCUCGUCCAAGCAUCCCCGUGUUCACCCGGGGGGCCAUCAGAGGCUCUCCCUGUCAGAGAGAAGUCCAUCAGCAGGGAGUCCCUCGACCCGUGGCGAGUGACCGAGGCUAUUGGAAGUGUUUUGCGAUCGAAAUCCAGUUCUUCAUGCUUGUCGCUAUCCAGUCAUGAAAUUUCCAGUAAAGCAAUGCUAGGGCCAACUUUGAAAAGUGUAGAAGAAAAACCCCCCGAGGAAAUUAAAAAGGAAACGAGGAGUGCAGAAGGAAAGAGUGAUGACAGUGAAGUCGACAGUCCGCGUAUUGGUAGGAAGAGACCUACUCUUAAGAAACAAAAAGCUUCGAUUAAUGAGAGUGACAUGAGUGAUGUAGAAACAUCAUCUAUUGUUAUAGAAAUUAGCAAAGCUCCUAAAGCCAGUGAAGUGGAACCUGAUCCUAUACCUGUGGAAGAUGAUAAGGAUCAUUUGAGCAUUCCAAAGGGUCUGGGGAUUAUUAAGCAAAGUUCUCUGAACGAUGAAUUUAUAUGUAUCGAGAGAUUUAUUGAAAAGGAGAGAAUAAAACAGAGUAUUCAGAAACAAAGCUCUUUAAAUGAGGACCUUAUCUAUGGUAAUCGUGAGAAAAAACAGGAAACUCUUCGGGAGUCUCUUUUCUCUGCUCAGUUCAAAAGGCUUCAGAAUAUAAGGGAAAGUUUUCAAAGGUUACGUACAGCUAGCUUAGAUAGAUUUGAGAGAGAAAAAUCUGAUUCGUCGUUGAAAAAUGGCCUUGUUAAACUACUGCAGUCUUGGAAAAGCGAAAUUUUAGUCACAAAGGGUACUAAACCAUCAACUAGUGCAGGAACUGAAGAUGGGGGAGGGUCACAAGGUCAACAAAGUGAUAUUGGGCAGUCAUCCACUGAUAAUGGGAAAGGUCAUGAACUCAGACCAAGAGCUCCUAGUAUUUAUCAAUUGGGGAGAUCUGGGGAGGGAAAUGAAUUGAAUGCUGACAAAGGAAGGACGUGUGGGACAGAGAAAAGAUUCCUAGGCCAGGAAACUGGGGACAGAAAAUCCUCUCGUGAGGAGAGUUCUGACAGUUCAAAGGAAAACAGUUUUCAGAGUGAUACUAGUUUGGACUCUGAAGAUAGUUGUGUGUCUGUGAUAUUUGUUCCAAAACCAGGCCAGUCUGGUGUUAGUGGUGUAGACAAGGAACGAAACAGGUCUGUUUCUUCAGAGUCAUCAGAGGGAUCUGAUAAGCAGCAUUCGCCCAAAUCACCAAAAUCUCCCAAGUCACCUAAGUCUCCAAAGUCACCAAAAUCUCCUGGACCUGGUGGUAGAUAUUUUGCACCUGCACGGUAUUUAGGCACAAAAGGGGCGGUCAAAACCGCUCCAAAGAUGGGCACCCAGGUUCUUACUACAACAACAAAGCCCGACCAGCACCCACAAUCCCAACAACAACAACCUCAACAACAGCAACCACAGCAACAAGCCCAACAACUACCACAACAACAACAGCAGCGUCGCAUUAGUCCCCCCUCGGAUAAAACUCAAGCGACUGCCGAGACAGUACCUAUCACAGAUCAGGCAUCAGAACCAAAGAAUAACAGGGUGGAACUCAAGCCAUCCCACAGUGUUUCAAAUAUUCGAACAGUUGCUUCAACGCCGCCAAAACCCUUGGGAAGUGGGAGUCCCUUAGCUCGUCUACAAGGUCACUGUGGCUCUACACCCCCAGCCACUCCUCCUCCAACAGUGUCUUCAACUUGUGGAUCUUAUUUCUCUCAAACACCUGUAAAAUCUGUGCCUACUGAAACACCUGCCUCUCCAGAUAAACCUUCGAGUGAGACACAGCCAGUGACAAAAGAAUCAUUGGUGACUAAAGAAUCACCAGUGACGAAAGAAACAUCUUCCAGUAAAACUAGUUUUCUAAAGCCACCUAUAAUUGCACAGUCAGUUCAACAACCUUCAUUGCAACCCUCAUCGCAGACGAGCAAAUAUGUACCUAAGUAUGAACCACAGGUGGUAAAGCGAGACACUAGCUUUACUCAGCAGUUGUCAUCACUGUUGCUGGGUGAAAAUAUCGAAAUUAUACGCAAGACUGGCAGCACUGGGACUCGCAACGUGCAAAUCGUUCGUAAAACAGUGCCUCGUUUCCUCACUUUUGAGGUGUUCAAUCCUGAAACAGAUGACUUGGACAGUGAUUCAUCAGCAAGCUCGUCCCCAAACUCUGGCAGCUCUGUCAUUGAACGUGGAUGGCCAACUGAGCGAGAUAUAGAGGAAUUAGAUAGGGAGAUUAAGCGUCGAGAAGAAGAAGAACGUCGACGCGCUGUGCCUUCUACAGGUUCGCCAGCUAUGGAGAGAGUCAUGCAGCCUCCAGCUGAGCUACCUAAAGUAUCUUUAGUUGAAGAUGUUCAUAGGAUGGAUACCAUUAGUGAAGAUGUUGGUGAACAUUCAGGGACUGAGAGCAACGGUUCAAAGUCUGACAGGAGAAGAGAAGCAAGGCCGUUAGUUCCCAAAUCAGCCAUUGUAGCAAAGUCUCAUUCACUGCCUACUAAACCUCCCACAAGAACAUCAUCAGUAACUAGAUCACCUGUUGAGUCAUCUUCACCGGGUACAAUUAAAAGAGACAUGGAUUGUGGAAGACAGAGAUCAGCAAGCAUGUCAACUCCUGGAUCUAGGGAUGUGGAGAGAAAACAUGAAGCAGGGGUAAAAUCGUUUUCCUCUUCUCCCACAUUAUAUGGAGCUACAGUCAGCACAUCUCUUGAACCUGCAGCUGAUACAGUUAUGAAGAGAAGUCCAAAAGCCAGAAGAAAGCUUACUAUUGCUCACCUCGACCAGCCAUUGGCUGCUCAGUCCAGGACAGACCCAAAGGCAGAGCCAAAACUCCCUGCCAGAAGUCCAGAAUCAUAUCAAGAUCGACAAAAUCUGAGGAGUCGAAUUCCAGAUCGACAGCCAAAACCUAAAGCUUUAUCUCCUCUAGGUCUUGACCGUGGAGACAUGAGACCCUGGUCUGAAGUAGCUAUUAAACCUUUAACUGAAACAGUUAACCUUCCUCCAUCCUCCUCCUCUUGGAGAACAAAGUUUUCUCCGGAAGGUAUCUUGAAAGGAAUAACAGAAUUUGAUAAAAUGCCACCUCAGAAAAGAGCACAGGAAGCCAUGAAAAGUUCUCUAGAACUGCCUUUUACUUCUCCAUGCAGAUCUACUCUUUCUCCAAGCAGUAGUGUGUCUUCUACUUCACCUUCAGUGCCCAGAGAUCUUGUCAAAGAAGAUCCUAUGUCUAAGAGCCCACUUUUAAGCUCUCCUACACUGUCGACUAGUAGUGGAGAGUCAAGAUCAAGUGCUAACAUAGCAAUGUCUCUCUUCAGCCGGGACUCCAGAGAAAGCCCCUUUUCUCUGGAGAUGUUCAAGAUGAAUAGAAGUGAGAGCAGCUUACCACUACUAAGUCCAGAAGAAUCACAUUUCAACCAUGGUACAUUUAAAGAGCCAGCAAAGCCUGUUGUUGUUAGAGAGCAGCCAAAGAGAACCCAAAGAUCCAGACAGGAUUCGGAAGACAACCCAAAAGAUGUCAAGCGCAGUGGACAUUCUUCAUGCAAAUCAUCAAUGAAAGACAGUGAGAAAUCUAACAGAGAAGAAGGCACAAGCAAGCACAGGAAGUCUCACGGGAGUUCUCUGAAAGUGAGAAUAGAUGAUUCAAAGCAAAAGGAAAAUACUUCUGGAAAGAAAACGGGUUGUCGAUUAUGCGAGCGAGAGAAUGACAAGCGGCAAAAGAAAAAGAAGCAAGAGCAGCUAGUUGGAGAACUUGCUCUGAAAGAUCAACCAGCAACAUCAACCAAGAAGCGUGGGAAUAACCAGGGAAAAUCAGACGGAUGGCGUAGAGGUGAGCUCCGAUCCCAAGGUUCAUUGGAUUCUGCUCGAGAGAAGGAAUCCUUGGCCUCUAAGCCAACGCCCCCUUUGAUUCGAAGUGGGUCCUUGGACCUGGAGAAGGCUGAGAAGAGUCAGAGGGAAGGGGCUCUCAGUCGUGAUGCUUCUCUAUCCACCUCUCAAGAUUCCCUCCAGAGUGACAUGGGUGGAGCACCGACACUCCACCGCUAUUACCAUGUUUUCCGGGAGGGGGAGCUAGAUCAGCUGAUUGAAAAAUAUGUACAUAACCUACAUAUAAUAUCCUCGUACUAUGAUCACGCUAACUGGUGUGUCAUUGCAGAAAAAGUGCAAGUGUGGACUAUAUGAACACUGUGGAAAUACUUUUGUAUAGAAAGAAUUAUUAUACGAGAAAAGAAGCCUUUUACACUGUGCUAAUAACUUUCACUUUGCAAAGAAAGGAACAGUUAGUCUUGUGUUGGGAAGCUGGAAAAAAAAUUGCAUGGGGUUUUGAUCCAAAAUGAAGCUCUAUGAAGACAAUAUCAACCUUAUAUGAUAAACUGUACAUGUUCAUAAGCCAAAUUGUGUUAAAGGUUGCAUGACAGCUCACGCAGAAGAGCUAGUGAGACACUUAGAUUUUUUUAAUGUGAGUUUCAUAGGUAAUACUUCUUCUUUACUUAGUAGAGUCAGUUAGUCACCUGGACUUCCUUCAGACCUACAGUAAAUAGCUCUUCUGUAACACCAUUGGAGUUGAUGAAUUAUAAACAUAUCUACGGACUAAUGUUAUGAUUUUUAGGUGUUUUAGUCUACUUAAAAAAAAGAUAUUUGCAUUUCUUAUUUAAACAAGUGAACUUGAUUUCAGAGACAUUUGUAAAGGAUUAUAAACAUAUCCUGUAAUGGUGGAAAGUUAAGUACAGUAUAUAGUAUAUACAUAUUUAUAAUAUAUAUAUAUUUAUCAUGUUCCUUGUUUUGUAAGAGUAUAAACGCUAAAUGGAUACAAAGAUUGGGUUUCGAGGCAAACCACCUCGAGAUCUCUAAAAGCUAAGGUGCUAAAGCAUGACUGAUAAAACUAAUUCUUAAUAUUAUUAUUCCCUCAAUGUCUUUUUUUUUAUGAUAAGAAAAGGUUUACAUUAAAUCUUGUAAGGAAAGAGUCACCAAGUCCACUGAAUGCGAGUUGGUACUUUAAGUAGACGAGACUCUAGUGUAAGACUUUAGAGGAACGCGUGUGUCAUUUUUUCUGUGAUGCUGUGUGGCUGAACUGAGUAAGUGGUUUUUCGUUGCUGUGGAUGACUGCGCUCCAAAUGGAUACAACUGAUCCUUCGUGCGACGACGUGUUUGUUCAUGUACAUACACAAUGAUACUGAAGACUUCAACAGAUACACACGCACAGCAGCACCAACAGAACACUUGUAAAAGUCAGACAGACAGCAGGAAGCCUCUCACUAUUGAUGGAUGUGGUAAAUUUCGAAAAAAAAAACCUCUCAAUUGGCGACAAUUUAGACGCCUUAAAUAGGGAAUCUGGCUUGAUCAAAUCCAUUAGCAUCCAAGACCUAAGCAUGUGGAAGAAAACGACGAGAAUUUUGGCUCUUGUUGCAAUCCCUUACCGAUAGUUUAUCUACUUAUGCUUUUGCAUAUACUACUGCAGAAGGAAUCUGAACCGAUUCCGUAUACAGAGAUCACGCUGCUGGCCCCCUUCCAAACAGUACACCAUGAGUGCGUGACUACGACAGGGCUCAGUCGCCAACCAAACUGAAGGGCAAACUGCGAAUUUCUCACUUGAGAAAGUCCCAAUGUCUAGGAAUCGGAUAGUUCUUGAAAGCCCUAUGGAGUCAAUUAGCCAAUGAUUAACAUUAUAUUAAUGAAAGUCUCACACAACAACAAACAGUCUAUUCAUAUAAUAAGUUCUAUGUGCUAACAAUCACUGUGCAUGGCUAGCAGUUAUCUUAACCAUACUCUUCGUAUGCAAGUCGACAGUUGUCCACAUCAUUUCUAACCACGUCCUCAAAUCAUUUGACAAAUCCAUCAAACCGUAGCUCGUAGAGGAAGUCAUAAGAGCUCAACGCACUGUGUUGAAUGAGAGAUAGAUCAAUCUUAUAUUGAUAGAGUAGUAGUCUGCCUAUUAGAUUAAUUUUUUGAUGAAGAGACAAAAAGAAUACUCUUGAAUUUUAUAUAAUAUAAAUAUCUUUUUCCCCCUGUAUAUUGUCGUAUCGAUUUCAAUUUUCGGAAGCAUAAAAAUCCCUCCUUUUUCAAGAAGAGACGAAAAAGCAGCAGCAGGAGUUUUCUUUGCUAUGUCCGCCAGACCUUUUCGAAGACCUGCUUUCUUUCGUUCCUUCCUUCCUUCCUUCCUUUCGGUACCUUCGUUUCCUCCCGUUUCAAGUGUGUAGAGACGCCGAAGUUGAAUUAUAAUAGAGACCGUAUUUCCUCCUUCUGGAAUCUAAAAAAUGAUAUAAAAGGGAAAAAUACUGACGUGCAUUUUUCUCGACUUUGGCUGAAGUUACCGCCAUGUACUAUAUGGUCAUUUUCAAAGCACACACACGAAAUAAAAAUAAAAAAUAAAAAAAAUAAAAGGGAAUUCUUUCCUCCUCUGAUACUGCCACGUUCUGGCUGUGCCUUUCAAUAAAUAUUAAAGGACACACACCUUUACUUUCGACGUGUCGUACGUGCUACUCGAACCAUUUUGACUAAAUCUUCAUCGAGUCAGUUCCCACAAAAUUUCGUCUAUCAGUAGCUGUCAAGAACGUUUUCCCAAUUGUGCCUUCAAAUAAUGAUUUCCUUUCGCUUUUCUUUUGAAUGAAACGACUAUUAUAGUAGAUUCACAUCACCUGCGCAUCUGAUGCCUAGGCCCGUCCCUUACAACGCUCCUGAUUGGCUGUUGAUAAGCCAGUCACAGAGCUGGAAACUCAGUCUCUCGAGAGAGAGUUCACAUAGGCAGGAUGUAUGUUCCGUUUCUCCUGAGGGAUACUUUUGAAAGACGUAUCCCUCAGAAGUGGAACAUAGACCCUACCUAUGUGAACUCUAGAGACUGAGAGUUCCCAGCCCUGCGAUUGACUUAUCAACGGCCAAUCAGGAGCGUCGUAAGGGAUUGGCCUAGGCAUCAAAUGCGCGGGUGAUGUGAAUCUACUAUAGUAUGCUUCAUGGAGCACCUGAAUGAACCGGAGUCUAUCUAAAGUGACAUGACUGACGUCACGCUGGUUUACGAAGGAGGGAUUAGAGCGAAGAAGAAGGAGAAGAAGAAGAAGAGCUGCUUAUUUUCCAAUGCCCGACGACGAUCACACCGCUUUUCCUUCGGUCAUGUCGUUGUUCCUCCUCUUCUUUUGCGUAGUCAUCUUUAGAGAAUAAACACUGAUCAGUAGUUUUAGUUUUUUUAUAAGGUCUUUCGCCGUGUUUGUCCCCCGAAAUGCAUUUUUUGAGAGAACUGUGGGCUGGUUUUCACAGGAUAUGAUGCUAUCAUAAAAUACUACUAGUCAAAUUGUCGUCAAAGCACCAAGUUUCAAAGCGUUCGUUCCCCACAACUAUGUGUCUGUGUCCAUUCAGUAGAAGUUAAGGAUGUCCGACUAUCCGAUAGGAACUUCAUCCGUUCUUUAGGAAAACUUCAAUCCAUUACAUAUAAUAGAUUUUAGAGAGAGAGAGAGAGAGAGAGAGAGAGAGAGAGA